Dicrocoelium dendriticum is the source of this 1391-nucleotide messenger RNA. The record is from the annotation of a GenBank genome assembly. NCBI's taxonomy places the organism in Eukaryota, Metazoa, Platyhelminthes, Trematoda, Plagiorchiida, Dicrocoeliidae.
GGUUCGGCCUUGACUCAUGACGAAGCUUGGGUGUCUUGGUUGCACUUUGGUAGGUAUUGGACCAUGUACCGUAUUGUUUCUUUUCACGAUUGCAAACAACCCACUCAAAGUUAUCAUCUUCACUGCAAGCGGAUUCUUCUGGCUUCUGUCGUUGCUGCUCACUGCACUCCUCUGGAUGCCACUGAGAUCGUUAACAGCGAAUCUGGCCCCAAGUUUGUUGAUGGGCGUAUUGUUUCAAGAAGCGUUGCGGUUCUCUUUUUAUAUAUUAAUCAACACUGCAGACAAAGGAUUGAGAGCGAUCUCUACUGGAUCCCAAGCACGACCUUUCCGACAGUCUUCAGUAAAUAGUUCCAAUCAAAACACAGUUAACUUACGGCAGUCGGAAGCACAUAGUUGGGGUUCGGAUAGAAGCCAGGACAACACCAGUCUGCUGGGGAACCCAACAGUGCGUUUCCAUGAGAAACUGCUAGACCAUCAAAUUGUGGCCUAUGUUUCCGGACUCGGUUUCGGCGCGAUGACAUGCAUUGUCGAGCUGCUUCGCACCCUUAUCGAUUCCCAAGGACCUGGUAUCUACUUCGAUCUGUGGGAGUCGAAAUGCUUCUUUAUUGUUGCCGCGUUUCAAGCAUCUUGUCUGUCAGUCACUCAGAUCUUUUGGUCGGUCAUUUUGUUCAGCGCUUUCGAAACUCGUUCGUAUGGUUCCAUAGCACUGGUCUUUGUGGUUCAUGUGGCUAUGUCCUGUUUGUCCCUCGCAAACAGAUUCCGGUCUCCUUGGCCUGAGGUGAUAUGUGCGUGUUACUUACUAAUAACCAUUUGCAUGGGCAUUUUUGCAUACGUUGCAGUGCGAGGCAAGUGCCGCUCUUUCCUCCGACAAGCGCCGAAUUCACCAAUCAGUCGCGCAGCAGGUGACUCUUAGAACGGGUACAUUUCGAAUGAUGAUAAUGAUGAUCUCUAGAUUGUCUAUACUUUGUUCGAUUUUUAAUUUUUUGAGUUUUUGUUCCUUUUUUAAUUUAUGGUUCCCGGUUGGCUGUAGCCAUAUAAUCGCGCGAUCAAGCAUUAUGACUUCUCAUUUGCGCAUAUUACAAUCGUUGCUUAAUUAUACUUUGUUCUGUUGGAGAAAUAUACUAUCGCUUCUUAAGCACCUAUGGCAGACGUACAAAUGCACAACAAAGCUUCUAUCUAUGGAAUCAAUGCUACGUCCUUUUGGUUUGCCGUUGUCAAAUCAUGAUAAUCCGAGUCAGCAGUGCCGGAAUAACCGUCACAUUGACUCACCUACAUGUACGAUUGAUGCAAGAUCCCCACAGUGCAAAGCGGAUUAUAAUUCACAGUGCAACCGGUGGAAAUGGAAAUUGGUGACGACUUGCUGACAGUUUGACACAAAUGGGGAACACGUC